UGGACAUGUCCCACCAAAAAAAAGCAAACACUCGACGUAACCGGCUAACUACACGGAGCCAAUGAGCCUUUGAAGGUCAUAUUCGGCAGUAUCCCGUCGACCUGCUCGACGACCAAUGAUCGACUUUGCAUUGUACUUGUAUGAUCCAGUACUUGUAACAGUCAGCUCACGGGCGUAUCGGUUCAGUUCUCACAAACGAAAAACCACCAGAUAUUACAAGUUGUCUGGAUCUGGGUCUCCAUGGAUUCACGACUAGAGGAACCCGUACGGUCAUGGAACAAAGCAUGUUUGAUUGCCUGCUGCAGGCAAGACGCAAUACUCGGUUCUAUGUCGAGAACUGAUACGAAGCGACGUCGGUACAAGCCCCCAAGGCGGCCUUUACAACAACUUGAACUAUGGAAACACGUCACUUCAGUGAUUUUCAUCGGCAUCCAACCGUCAUACAAAGAAAAUUCCGGCUGGUUGUCCGGUCUAUCAACAUUUCUACAAGAAUGUGCCGUAAAUGAUGGGUUACGUUGCGGUCCUCUUGAGUCCACUUCAUUUCAUCAUCAGUAUAUUCGCUCUGAGCGAAUUCCUCAGCACAAAACGCAAGUUCAAUUGCAUUGUCGUGCACACUCCUUGAAGCACGCGUCCAUUGUCUGCUCGUAUUCACUUGCUCUUCCAUUACCGCAGCACGAUGCAAACGCGAAAUACCACCUCGAGGCCGGGGAAACCGAACUUGUCGAAGCUACACCUCUAAUGAUUAGCCUGAAUGUGCUGAGUAGGUCGGUGAGAAGUGCAUGAAGCAAAUCACACUACAACGCGAUACUAACACCACUUCGGCGACUGCAUUUAACGCAUACACGCCAGUUUACUAUGGCUUGCCUUCGUCACCUGAAGACAAAACAUCA
Macroventuria anomochaeta is the source of this 890-nucleotide messenger RNA. RefSeq lists its product as uncharacterized. The transcript has a single exon. Lineage: Eukaryota; Fungi; Ascomycota; Dothideomycetes; Pleosporales; Didymellaceae. Bases 241 to 783 code for a protein of 180 amino acids. The record is from RefSeq and is a predicted model, not a curated record.